Molecule: messenger RNA, 2661 nt
Organism: Rana temporaria (common frog)
Lineage: Eukaryota; Metazoa; Chordata; Amphibia; Anura; Ranidae
Product: radial spoke head 10 homolog B-like
Exons: 19
Coding region: 81-2603 (840 amino acids)
Source: RefSeq, a predicted model, not a curated record
CCGUGACGCUUAAGAAAGGUGUUCUCAUCAUCUGGUCAAUGUUAUGUUUUAGUGAUUGAUGGUGAUUAAGAAUUCCGAAUAUGGGGAAAAUUAAGAAAAAGAAUGAGAAAAAGGCAGACAAGUUGUCAGUGGAUACCUCUGAAGAUUCAAACUCCAAGAUCUCAUCUGUAUCUGCUUCUCCAACUGAAGAACUUCCUCCUCCUUCCCCUAAAAUUGUUUCUGAGGACCAGCCUGCAAAGAGUGAGGAGCCCCCCACCGAUGUGCCUACCAUUGUCCCUUCUCCAGCGCUGUAUGAGGAACCUGUUCCAACUCAGGUUAUUAUAGAAAAGUAUGAAGGGGAGUUGGUGCAUGGACUGUAUGAAGGAGAAGGAGUUGCUUAUUAUAAAGAUGGAAAUGUUUACACAGGCUCAUUCUCUGAGGGGCUUAUGCAUGGCAAAGGAACAUAUACAUGGACAGACGGAGUAAUAUAUGAGGGUCAGUUUUGUAAGAACAAACCAAUGGCACAUGGCAUAUAUAAGUGGCCUAAUGGCAGUCGUUAUGAAGGACAGGUGAACGAGGGCAUCAGACAUGGGACCGGCAUUUACAUAUCUAGUGAUCAGCAGAUCUCAUAUGUUGGUGAAUGGUGUAUGGGCAAACGCCAUGGCAAGGGUGUGAUGUAUUAUGAUUCAGAGGAAACAUCCUGGUAUGAAGGGGAUUGGGUGCACAAUAACAAAGAAGGCUGGGGAGUACAGUGUUUUAAGUCAGGAAACCUCUAUGAAGGCCAGUGGAAGAAUAACAAGUUACAUGGAGUGGGGAGGAUGAGGUGGAUUAUCUCCAAUGAAGAAUACAUAGGCCAGUGGGAGAAUGGCAUACAGAAUGGUCAUGGAACCCAUACCUGGUUCUUAAAGAGAGUGCCUGGAUCACAGUACUCUUUGAGAAAUGAAUAUGUUGGGAACUUUGUCAAUGGUCAACGUCAUGGACAUGGUCAAUAUUUCUAUGCCAAUGGUGCAAUGUAUGAUGGGGAUUGGCAAAACAAUAAAAAACAUGGCAUGGGCAAGUUUGUUUUUAAGAAUGGGAGGAUCUAUGUUGGUGAAUUUGCAAAUGAUCAAAUAUCUGAAUAUCCAAAUUUCAAAUAUGAUAGAGUGAACACUCCUGAUCUGAGUGGAAUUCGUACCCAGAGUCCAGGUGGUGCAGGUAUUUUAAACUCCUCCACAACUAAUUCAGGGAUACCAAGUUUAGCAGGGUCCUACAUCGAGCUUGACAUAACAUCGUUGUUGAAUACAUUUCCAGAGAAUGAGCGAUCAGAGGAGCUGAAGCAGGUAGAAUAUGGUAUCCUGCGGAACCUUACAGGGCUGAAGAAGACAUACAAGUAUUACAGCAGUCUAGGGAAUGAGAACUGCUUUGAUAAUGCUUUCCUAAUGACAAAAUUACAAUUUUGGAGAUUUCUAAAAGACUGCAAGUUCCACCACCAUGACCUUACACUUUCUGGAAUGGAUCGCAUACUGACUGGAAAUGACUAUCCUGAGGAGGUACACUCCCCCUAUGCUACAAUACUGCUUCGUACAUUCCUGACAUAUAUUGUCUAUUUGGCCUAUCACAUCACUCGUGAAGAGAAUCCAGGGAAAAAGGUUUCCCUUGUGGACUGCUUUUCUAAAAUUAUGGCACAAAAUAUAUCACCUAAUUCAUGUAAUGUGAAAGGGCUUUUAUUCCAUGAAGCCCAGAAGACGGAGUAUGCAAUGUCUUACAUUGACAAGUGUUGGGACAUUUACAAAAGUUGCUGCCAGGAAAAUAAAUCCCCACCUUAUGAACCCACUAUGACCAUGAGGCGUUUCAUCUGGAUGAUGAAUGACUUCAAAAUCAUAAACCAAGAUCUUACUGUUACGAAGAUUGUGGAAAUCUUAGCUGAGGACGACCCCUCUGUGCAUAAUGGCAAUGAAAUCAAUCUUGAGCUGGAGCUUACAUUCCUUGAGUUCUUUGAGGCGCUGUUUGGCUGUGCGAUCACCUAUGUCACGGAUGAGCUAUUAAGUCAGUCACUCAGUGAACUUCCUCAAAGUGAACAAAGUCAACUGUCUGUUACAGAUGAGAUCCCAGAAGAUGUAUCAGAUCAUGUGCUAGAUCAUCCGCAGCUGAAUAAGACUGAUUAUGUGAUGCUAGAGCAGGAUCUGAUUAAUGCCUUAAAAACAAAUGAGAAACGGAGCCCACCUCUUCCUUUCCAAUCCACCAAAAAACUGCAGAGGAAAGGUGCAACUGAUAAGUGGUUCCACCAGAUCAACGUAUUUUUUCUGAACAUAUUCUUCCCGGCCUACGAACAUUUAGAAGAACUGAAGGCUGAAAUCCCGAAAAACAAAAUGAGACAAGCAGAACAGGCACGACUGCAGCAGAUCAAGGAAAUAGAAGAAGCAAGACUUAAAGCACUGAAGGCAGAAGAGGAAGCCAAAAGGAUUGAGCAGAUGGCGAUAGAGAGAGCUAGUGCUUUAAAUGAAGAUAUGCAGACGUCCAAAGACCAGACAGAUGACAUCAAAAGUGGACAAGACCUAAUCACACAUAAGGAUGACAUCUCCAUCCCUCCAUCUACUGCUGGUACAAAAAAGACUGCCACAGCAGGCAAAAAGAAGAAAAAAUAAGAUUGUUUUAUGGCGUAUCCCUGUUUAAGAAAUUCAUAUAAACUUUAUGUUAAAAAUA